AUGGCGGUUGCGAAUGCUUAUUGGGCUACAGGAACUUUAGUCCCAAAUAUCCCCCAAAUCAGACCUCCUAUAUUUUCUUGUUUCGAUUUGUCUGUUGCCAAGAAAUCUUUCAGUCUGAGGUUCGUAUCGGGUUCGUGUAAUGCUCUAAAAUCUUCGCCAAUUCAUACCCGUUGCCAUUGUAGCAGCACCAGCACUAAUUCCGAUCAUGCCAGUGCCACCUCUUCGGAUUGGGAUUGGAAUACGUGGACUCGUCAUUUCUCCGAAAUCGAGCUUGCUGAGCGUUCUGUUUCUCUUCUUCAGUUUCAACUUGAAGAAGCAAUAGAGAAAGAAGAUUUCCAGGAAGCUUCAAAGUUGAAAAGAGCUAUAGCAGAAGCAACAUCCAAGGACAGUGUUGCAGAAAUUAUGUCUGAGUUGAAGACUGCAAUCCAUGAAGAACGUUAUCAUGAUGCUUCAAAGUUGUGUAAAAAUACAGGAAGUGGGCUGGUUGGUUGGUGGGUUGGCUACUCCAAAGAUUCUGAUGACCCAUUUGGAAGACUUAUACGCAUAACACCAGGUGUAGGCAGAUUUAUUGGCAGAAGUUAUAACCCAAGACAAUUGGUGUCUGCAUCUCCUGGAACUCCACUUUUUGAAAUUUUUGUGGUCAAAGAGACUGAUGAAACAUACAGCAUGCAGGUAGUGUUCAUGCAACGAGCCAAAUCAAACAACUCAAAAGCCACAGCUACAUCCAUGAAAGGGACAUCAAUGGCAGAUAUCGAGAAUUCGUCUGUAAUCGAUGUGAAAGUGAAUGAAGAGAAGCCUGGUAAAAAUGAUGGAAAAAGUAUAAAUUUUGAGGGAGACACCGAGGAAGGGAUAAGAAGCGUGUUAAAUUUUCUUAAAGACAAAAUUCCCGAAUUAAAAAUAAAAGAUUUAAAGGUUAUGAAAGUGGAUGUUGAAGAAGUAAUGGCAGAUGAUGAUGAUGAUACUGUGAAUCAGUUAUUACAAGAAGAUGAUGAGAAAACAACUUCAGAUGAAGAAGAAGAAGACUCUGAAGACGAAUCUGAAACAAGCGAUCUUGAUCUUGAUGUGGGAACAAACAAUGAUGCAGCAGAAGAUGGUCAAAGUUUAGACAUGAAACUUUUUGUUGGUGGUGUUUUACACAAUAGAGAGGAUACGCCCUCGAAAGAUGAAUUUGUGCGCGUUCCUGCUGAAAUAGAAGAAAUGGAAAAAGACUCAUUUGUCCUUCAUGUCCCUGUUAAAAGUCAUGAUUCUGAUAGCGAAGAAAGCAUUGCAUCUAAAGUCAAAAUGGCUGCUAUCGCCAGUCAAGGUGUUUCUGAACUUAUGCCUCCUGAUGUGGCCAAGGCUUUAUGGAGUUCUGAUAAAGUUUCUAGAAAGGUGUCAAGGGAUGUUCGUGAAAUUGUCAAGUUUGCGGUUAAUCAAGCAAAGAAGCGUGAAAAAUUGUCAGAGUAUACAAAUUUCAGUCGGAUCACCACAUCCAGAGGGGAUCUAGAUCCAUUUGAUGGUCUUUAUGUUGGUGCAUUUGGGCCAUAUGGUACUGAGGUUGUGCAAUUAAGGCGUAAAUAUGGCAACUGGAGUGGUGCAAAUGAUGUUGAGUUUUUUGAAUAUGUUGAAGCUGUGAAGGUGACAGGCGAUUUAAAUGUUCCUGCUGGCCAGGUGACAUUCCGUGCCAAACUUGCAAAAGGGAGCCACUUUUCAAACCGUGGGAUGUAUCCAGAUGAAUUGGGAGUGGUUGGAAGCUACAAAGGUCAAGGUAGGAUUGCUGAGUUUGGCUUUAGAAAUCCAAGAUGGGUCGAGGGCGAACUUCUCCAACUCAAUGGCAAGGGUAUGGGACCAUAUGUCAAAGGUGCUGACCUUGGUUUCCUCUAUGUUGUCCCUGAGCAAAGUUUUCUUGUGCUAUUUAACCGUUUGAGACUACCAGAAUAAACACCAUGGCCUCAUGCUGCUAGUUUUUGAUGAGAGGUGUGGUGUAUUCUUACUUGAUUUGCUUUUGGAGUUAAAAGCAAUAAAGAUAAAGGGGCAGGUUUUGUUGAACAAAUGGAUCUUUAUGAUAAAGUAGAAUAAGUGGAUGCUGAUGCUAUCUUUUUUACUUGACAC
Messenger RNA from Lactuca virosa, 2091 nucleotides. Lineage: Eukaryota; Viridiplantae; Streptophyta; Magnoliopsida; Asterales; Asteraceae. The record is from the annotation of a GenBank genome assembly.